Molecule: messenger RNA, 10779 nt
Organism: Cucumis melo (muskmelon)
Lineage: Eukaryota; Viridiplantae; Streptophyta; Magnoliopsida; Cucurbitales; Cucurbitaceae
Product: NADH-ubiquinone oxidoreductase chain 2-like
Exons: 2
Coding region: 8525-9169 (214 amino acids)
Source: RefSeq, a predicted model, not a curated record
CUUUCUCCCAACAACAUCGAGGACUUCUCAAUAUUCUUUUCACCCUCCGUUAGGUUAUGAAAUAGCUCGACUGAAAGGUGCGAAGGUACUCUACGUUUCAGAUAUAGGAGAGGCGGAAAGAAUUUGCCUUGAACUCGAGUGAGGUUAGGAAGGCGGAGUAGGAGAUUGAUUCUUUGCUCCUUCAAAGGAGCGCAAGUACAGAAAUGGAAUAUGAACCAAAAAGCUUAUUGAUUGAUUCAGGGCUUAGCCCUCCUUCUUAGAACCCAUUGAGUGAGGGGAGGCCCGGGAAGGGGAGAGUGGCCGAGCGGUCAAAAGCGACAGACUGUAAAUCUGUUGAAGUUUUUCUACGUAGGUUCGAAUCCUGCCUCUCCCACUGAACUUCUUUCUUGUAGACUGAAGAGAAGAGAAAGGAGGCAUUCGUGCAUAGGAAGAAGGCCCACCGAGCUUUGCCGUGCCCUUUCAAUUCUAUCGUAUUUCAGUUUAGAGAGGUUGCCGAAUUACUACGAUCUAUAGAUUCCCAUCGAUAGACAAUCCCAACCAGAAUAGAAGCGAGUCGCUUCCGCUUUGGCUUGUAGUCCUUGUCUUUUAGGUAGUGGUCGGCCUUCCGACACGCGCGCGCCCGCCAGAAUGCCCCCUUGCUUCUGCACGAAGCCCAAGCCAAUACAUACGAUAGGCGAAGGAAAGACCCCCCAUUGAAUAGCGCCUGGGGAAGGCAAGUUUGAUCGAGGAUUGGAGAGGUUAGAAUAUGCUCGACCGGAAAGGUUAUUCAAUCAACAAACCCGGAGGCAAAUCAAAGGAAUGCUCCAAAGUCAAAUAAGAGAGCCUACUAUUUGAUUUGGAAGAAGAAGAAAAGAGAGAGAAGAAAGAACCUCAAAUAAGUACGAAGAGAAAGAACCUCAAAAAUACCGUAAGGAGUUGACCUAUCCUCCGAAAGAAACUGAAGGAUUACUAUACAGCCCAAUAAAGAAAGCACGUAGCCUCCGAAGGCGCGAAGCGGAGCGACUCAAAUCAAAGACGUGGGGACUUGUCUUCUUCUUAUAAGCCGUCACACAAAGAAAGAAAUGCAAUAAAAGAAAGAAGACGAGACCUGUCUCAUUAAUAAGGGCAGAUGAAUAUGGAUAUAAACAAGUCCUUCGGACCACAGGUUAAUAUGGAUUUCUGACGACUGAGGACGGACCUCUUUGAUCCCGCAAAGUCUUUGACUUGAUUCUCAAUGAGACGGCUCAAAUCUAUGGUUUUGGUCUAUCCGUAGGAGGAAAAAAGAAUGAUCGAGGUCCGGAGGACGCUCAAAGAAUGAUCGAAGGGACUGAAAGUUCGCCUUUUCAUGUCGGUCCGAAGGACUCAUUCAUUCCACGAGUUCCAGAGGACCGUAGGAGGCUCAAAGAAUUUGAGAGCUCCGUUAGGAGUCUGAAAGCGAAGGACUCAGAAAUCCAUAUUCAUAUUCCACUUCGGACCGUCCGAAGGACUGAUUUGGAUCCAUUAGAAUGCAGCGGAGGUUAUUCAAUAACUCGACUGAAUCAAUGAACAAGGAAUUUCAUAAAGUCAAGUCAGAAUCCUUAUAAGGAAUCUGGACCCCUUAUAAUUUCAGCGACUGAUCGAUGUUAUUGGCAAUGAACAAGGCUCAAAGAAUGUGAAAAAGAAGAAGAAUAAAGAAGACAAGAGAGCUCCUAAUCUAUUCUUUAUGGUCCGACUAUCCACUGAAGAAAGAAGAAGAAGAAGACCAAUAAAGAAGAAAGCUCAAAGCAAUGAACCGCUCCGUGGGAUUGAUUCUUUGAGCCUCCGGACUUGUUCAUUCCACAGGCUUUUAGUGCUCCGGAGGACAGACAGAUGAAUAUGACUUUCUUUUUGAUUGAGCCCUUGUUCAUUCAGGCUCCUUCUAAGUGGCAGAAUAAGGAAUGAGCUUGAAAAUUCUUUGAACCUCUCCUUCCUAACCCCUGAUUCAACCCUGAUUAUCAUCAUUGACUCCUUCUUAGUCGACUUUCUUCGAACCGCCCCUUAUCAUUUGGAGUCGUCCGGAGGACUCUGAAAUCCAUAUAAAGAAUAACCUCCGGCUCCUAUUAGUUCCAUCUUUGACUUAGCCCUUAUCAAUGAGAGGCCGAUCAUUCUUUGAGCCUCCGCUCCGCUUCUUUGCUCCUCCUAGGGCUCCGCUCGUUCUCCGUAGUUUCAUUUAUUCUAGUCCAAGAACAAUGAAAUUCCAUCAACUCCAAGCCUAUCCAACAAGAUUUCAGUGGACAUAAUAUCUAAGAUUACUAAUGGAAGGUUUUCUAUUAUAAGAAGACAAAUCAGACAAGGAAGAGAAGACAGAGAGACUUCUACGGGCCAUAAGUUUGAGUGGAAUCUCUUUGAGUGGAUGAAUAUGAAAAUCAGUGGAAUGAACAAGUCCUUCGCAUCUAGACCUCUUAUAAUUCUACGGGGUCCGACCUAAUAAUCAGAUUCAAGUAGCGGAGUAGUUUGAAAGAAAGGAUAUCAGUUUCAGUGGAAUCUUUGGAGAUAGGCUUGAAUCUUUUUAGUAGGUUCUUUGAUGAAAAAAGUCGAAAAAGUCAAAAGUCUAUCCGCUACUUUCAUCUUCUAUAUUAUGAGGCUGACUAGUAAUGCUGAAGUUCCUCCUACGGGAAUCAAAAGUGAAAGGAAGGAAUAAGGACUCAAUGACUAAUUAAGCUAACCUGGACCUUGAUUUUUUCAUUGAAUUUUGAUGCCUUCUACGGCGUUCAAGUCAAAGAGUAUUCAAGAUCAGAGUUUCAGAGCUUUAUCAAAACUGAUCUUUAUCUUGUCUUUUUCUACUUUCAUCCGUCCCCCCUCUCCUUUCAGUCGAGUUAUUUCAUAACCUCCGAAGGAGUUCUAUAACUAUAACAAGGAGAAUUUCUGAGUUGCACUCCUUCAAGCCUUUGAAUAGGGAUCAGUCUUUCUCUCCUUUCAGUCGAGCCCUUGUUCAUUGAUUCAGAUGAAUAUGGAUUUCUGACUCGUCCUACGUAGCUUAAUUAGGCCUGUGGAUAAACAAGGGUUCGGACGACCCGUCUCAUUGAUAAGGACAUAUGAACCUUCGGACUGGUCCGGAGGACCUCUUUGAUCCACUAAGUCAAAGAUGGAACUAGAAGGCAAAUAAAGGCUCGGGAUGGAUUUAGGAGUCUUUGUGCGAGCCGUAUGCGGUGAGAGUCGCACGUACGGUAACGAGGGGGGUUCGCGUCUAUACGUGUAGUGUGGUGGUUGGGCCUACCCACCCUAUUUGUUCCAUGAUCUAUGGGUCUACUGGAGCUACCCACUUCGAUCAAUUAGCCAAGAUUUUGACCGGAUACGAAAUCACUGGUGCUCGAUCUAGUGGUCUUUUUAUGGGGAUUCUAUCUAUCGCUGUAGGAUUCCUAUUCAAGAUCACUGCAGUUCCUUUUCGGGCGGCUGUAGGACGGACGGCCGCCUAUAGGUGGUAGGGUAGGGUGGGUGGUACCGCUCUGUGGCCAAUCUUCCUAACCGCGCGCGGGCCGGGCUUAGAGCGCGUGAAACUCAUCACUACCUCGUAAGGGCGUUGAGACCAUAGCAUGUUACACGAAAGCGCCGCUUUCUCUGUAGUGUUGUCACACAGCAGCCCGCCUAGAAGAGCCACUCGCUCUGUAGUGUUGUCACAUAAGAUAAGCACGCCGCCCGCCUGCUGGCCGGGCGAAUCGAAGUUCUCUUCCGGUCAACUGUCCACCCAGUCAAGUGCAAAAAACACAGUAGAAUCACGCAAGGCACGCAGCUGGUGUGCUUCCUGCCCGCGAGGAAAGAAAGAAGAGCGACAGGGUUGAGUUCAGAUUUGACUGUUUGCAGCAUGGGAGCGGAUUACCCAAAAAAUCCCUGGGAACAAUGAAAAAAAAGAUAUCUCGGUAACGAAAACUAUGGGGGGCUGUAUUGGCGAGAUCCAACGGUGAACAGCUGCCCAAAAGAAAAACCGCCUGGAAGUCCGAGGACCUUUAGUACCGUACCCUACCCCCAAACCAGCAGCCUUCGCGCCAAGCAAGACCGCCCUUGUCCCUUUCCUUUCUCCAUUCCGCCUCCUUCUUUCUUAGCUUUGUUCCAAUCGAGUCUAAGGCAAAGAGUGGAAAGUAUACCUAUUUUUUUUUUGACCUACUUGACGAUAGAAUAUGCGAGAGCAAGAACAAGACGCCCUAAUUAAGCUACGAAGGCCCGAAGAAAGUUCAACAAUUAAGGAAGAAGACUAGUCGGAAAGAUCAAGCCUAGGUCAAACUCUGAAUCACGAUACUACGCGGUGCGACGAGAAAGAGGAAGAAAGUCAAUGAACAAGGUGUUGAUGAUCUGAUUAUUAGUUCUGAUAAGAAAAGAAGAAGAUUUGAAAGAAAGGAAGAGAGAGUCCGGAGGACGGCGUAGAAGGAGUCUAGUUUGAAAGAAAGGAUAUCCGUUUCAGUGGAAUUCAGAGGUCGGCUAAUAUAUUUGAGAAAGUAGAAAAAGAAGACGAAGUCGAUUUGCGCUCCAUCUUUGACUUAGUGGAUAAAAGAGGCUCAAAGGAUUUGAGUCGCUUCUCUUUAUUCAAUGAUCGUCAAUAUUCUUUGACUUAGUGGAAUUUCAUGAGUCCUCCGCUUUCAGAGUCCUAACCAAAAACUAAAAGAUCCAGAUUCGCAAAUUCUUUGCGCCUUAUCUAAUGAGCUAAAAAAGAAGAGGAGGACUUUCCAUAUUAGCUUUUCUGUCCUUAUCAAUGAGACCACUAAAAGCCAGAAAGCCUAUCCUCAGAUUCUUCUAGUGGAAUGAAUGAGUCCGACUGCCUUGACUUUAUUCAAUGACUUUAUUCAUUGAUUCAGCUUGAAUCUUGGACUCCUUUCAGUCGAGCCUCCUCUUCUCUUUAUUUAUUGAAAGGGCUCUUUAUUCAUUCAGGCUCCUUCUAAGUGGCAGAAUAAGGAAUGAGCUUCGCCCCUCUCCUUCCUAACCUCAGUCGAGUUCAAUGAGCCUUUGUUCAUUGACUCCUUCUUAGUCGACUUUCUUCGAACCGCCCCUUAGAAUUUGGAGUCGAGUUAUUGAAUAACGUCCGGACUAGCUUAUCCUUCAAGAGUCGAUCUUCUUCGAACGUCGAGCUAUGUAAUAACCGUAGGUUACUAGUAGGUUUGGAAGGAAUUGCAUUUUGAUCUAUAUUAACCAGGAACAUGAUCAAUUCCAUAAAUCAGUCCAAGGAAUUCAAGCCUAGGAGAUUCAAGUCAAGGGAAUUUCAUUUUGAUGCCUCCGUCUAUUAAUCGUCGGGCUCCUCUCCUAUAUUUCAAACUACGAGUACCUUCGCUCCUUCACAGUCGCUUCGCUUCGCGCCUUACUCCGCCUCUCCUUUGAGUUCCAUUCUGAGUUGCACUCCUUCAAGCCUUUGAAUAGGGAUCAGUCUUUCUCUCCUUUCAGUCGAGACCUUGUUCAUUGAUGAAGAUGAAUAUGGAUUUCUGACUCGUCCUACGUAGCUUAAUUAGGCUAAAAGGCGAACUUUCAGUCGCUUUUCACAUUCUUUGAGCGUCCUCCGGACAGAAGUUUGAGUGGUCCUACGUCCCUCUUCCUAUGGUCGAGCUACUUCUGUCCCUCCUUCGGACUUUUUUGAGUGGAAUUCCGUUUUUUAGCCUUUAUUCAUUGAUUCAGUCGAGACGUCCGAAGUAGCUUAAUUAGGCAAGGAGUCUGAAGUCCUCCGGACUAGUCUUUUAGUGACUUUCUUUAUUGAAAGGGAUUUGACCUCUUUAUUCAAUGAUCUUUGAGCCUAUUAAAAGGCGAACUUUCAGUCGCUUCGAUCAUUCUUCGAAUAUGAAUCGUCGGGCUCCUUCUAAUUGGAUAAGGAAGUCUUUAAUUAAGACUGAGAUCAGUCUUUGACUUGAUUCUGGAGUCGUCCGGAGGCGCGAAGCGAAACGACUGUUAAGGAGUGCAUUAUGAAAUAGCUCUCCAAAUAAGUAAGGAGAGGGGAGAAGCGAAACGACUGUAUUAUUUAAGGAGUGGUAUUAUUCAAUAGCUCUCCAAAUAGUAAGGAGAGGGGAGAAGCGAAACGACUGUAUUAUUUAAGGAGCCCUUUAUUUGAAGAAAUAGCUCUCCAAAUAAGGAAGGUUCGAAGAAACUCGACUGAUAAGGAGAGGAGAGGGUCAAAGAUGAAUAAAGAAAGCGAAACGACUGUAUUAUAAUAUUAAUAGGAGUGCAACGAAAGAAAUCCAUAUAAACAUAAUGCGCUCCUCUCCUAUAUCUGAAACUACGAGUACCUUCGCUCCUUCAAAUAGUUCAGGGAUCAGGACUUCGCUUUCAACUCCUAACGGAGCCUCUCCUUUUAAGAACAUAAGCUACGCCCUUCUUCAUUCAGGCUCCUUCUAAUAAGGAAGGAAUUCGCUUUCAAGUCCUAACCUUUGUAUCCUUUCAGAUGAAUAUGGAUUCAAUUAAGGGUCCGUCCUCUUGACUCAGAAAUCCAUAUUCAAAUUCAUGCCAGUCGCUUCGCUUCGCGCCUUAUUCAGUUUAUGACUUUCAUAGAAAACCUUCUACGUCCUAAUCUCUUAUUUAUGGGACUCCUUCUACGUUGUGCUUCUCUUCUUCUUUCUUUCUUCUCAAAUUCGUCGCAAAUUCUUUGCUCCUUCGAUCAUUCUUUGAGCCUGUGGAUCAAAUCAGUGACUUUCUUUAUUGAAAGGGAUUUGACCCUCUUCUUCAUUCUACUCAAAUUCGUCUAUCAAACAAGUCCAGAGGAGCGAAAGCGGCUCGACUCCCACGGGGAAUAAGGGUCCGGACUAGCUUAAUUAGGCAAGAGGAGGACUAGUCUCAUUAGAUAAGGAGUUCAUUGAGGACCGUUGUUUUUCCAUAUUCAUAUUCCACUUCGGACCAAGUCUUCUUUAUUUAUGUUUGAGUAGGUUUGGAAGUUCAGAGUCCUAACCUUUGUAUCCUGUCUCGCUAUUUUAGUGGAUAAAAGAGGCUCAAAGUAUUUGAGUCGUCUUGACCCUUAUUUAUCCUUGCCGGGUAGAAGUAGUUUAAUUAGAGUUGUUCUCCCUUGUUCAUUGACUCCUCUUCUCUCCUCUGAAAUCAGAUUCUUAUGAAAAGGGCUCCUUCACAGUCGCUUCGCUUCGCGCCUUGACUUUCUUUUUGAUUGAGGGCUCCGUUAGGAGCAAAGAAUUUUCCAUUGAUAAGGACAUAUCCUCUGAUUUCUUUACGAGGUCUGAAUAUCGACUUAGUUGUUUUUGUGUUCAUAUCUUAUCGGGUUAACGCACUUUAUCCUAUUCAGUGUGACGGCUUUAUGGGUCAGCUAAACUCAUUCCUUUUUAUUAUGUUGUGAGGCUUUGGUUACCGGCUCAGGCUUCCAAAGGCGACCCUCUCUCGUUUCCGGCGGUUUCCGUCAUUGAAGUAGCCUUUCUUUCGUCAUCCUACCAAAGUACGUUCGAAGAAGCGAGCCCUUAUUAGUUUAGUAAAGUCAAGCUCCAAAAAAGGAGAGAUUAACCUGCGGUGCGCUACGCCCGGCAACUCAUCAAGCAAUUUCUUUGCGCUUGAAUUUCAGUGAUGAGGUCGCAAAGAGAGGGAAGUAGGGCUCCUAUUGACUAAAGGUGGAUUCUUCGCUUUCCUUUAUCAAGUCGCUAUUCAGCCCCUACUACUGACUUUUGACUUUGUCUUUGAUUUUUGAUUCAUCUAAUUCAAACCCAACUAGUCGUAUGAGGUGAUCUUCUGUCUGCUUUGGAUAUGAGGAAUGAAAAGGCAAAGUCCGGUUCAUUGUAGUUUGUAUUCGGUCUGAGAUAUAGGAUCCAGGAAAGCGCCCUCUUUUUGUCAUCCCUGCAGCUUUCCAGAUUGAGUAUUGAAGGCAUGGCCUAGGACCUUCAAGUUUUCGCCUAUUGGGAAUACACCCCUCUUUUUUUUUCUAAGGCUAGAAAGAGAAUGCCCGCCAAGUUCAGAUAAGGAAAUGCUUCCCCCAACCAUUAAAGGAAAGGCUCGACGAGGAAGGAAAAGGCUUUCGGAGAUCGAGAUUGGAUUUCUUUUGAAUCAAAAAAAAAGAAGAAGGCCGAGGAUGGCCUAGGGUGCGUCUUAUCUGAAGGGAACACGCUUUUUCGACCGCGGUGGUAUGAUUGCCGGGCCCUCUCCUCGUUCCGCCCGCGCUCUGGCCUAUUAGGUAGGAUAGCAGUCUUCGGGCUUUGCCUGCCCUUGAUCAUAAAGAAUUCCGGCUUGGCCCGGGAAAGCGCUGGCAACAAGAGAAAGGAAGGGGUCCAUGUAGCUGCUGCGCCCGCCCCCUUCUUAGUCAAUGGGGCAGCAGGUUCGGCAUCCACUAGAAAAGAGAGAAUCCACUGAAGAUAACCACGCCUCUGCUAGGCAGCGUGUGGAAUGGCCGAGAGCGGACCUUUUUGGAUAGAUAAUCCAAGUCGAGAGUGGAGUUACGGAAAGAGCCGUCUGAUGGAAAACGACUUUCACCUUCGGUUCAGAGAGCACUUUUUUCGUUGAUCAUUCCUCCUUCCCUUUCGUGUUCAUUCCCCAGCGGCGAAUUCGAAACUUGUGGGGCCCUAUCUAUUCCAUCUCUCAAGCCCCGAAGAAACCCCCCCUCCCAUCUGGACCUUUGUUUUUGACUCUAUAUAUGUGGGCACCUGAUAUCUAUGAGGGUUCACCCACCCCGGUUACAGCAUUCCUUUCUAUUGCGCCUAAAAUCUCUAUUUUUGCUAAUAUUUCACGUCUUUCUAUUUAUGGUUCCUAUGGAGCUACAUUGCAAGAAAUCUUCUUUUUCUGCAGCAUUGCUUCUAUGAUCUUAGGAGCACUGGCCGCCAUGGCCCAAACGAAAGUCAAAAGACCUCUAGCUCAUAGUUCAAUUGGACAUGUAGGUUAUAUUCGUACAGGUUUCUCAUGUGGAACCAUAGAAGGAAUUCAAUCACUACUAAUUGGUAUCUUGAUUUAUGUAUUAAUGACGAUAGAUGCAUUCGCCAUAGUUUUAGCAUUACGGCAAACCCGUGUCAAAUAUAUAGCGGAUUUGGGCGCUCUAGCCAAAACGAAUCCUAUUUCGGCUAUUACCUUCUCCAUUACUAUGUUCUCAUACGCAGGAAUACCCCCGUUAGCCGGUUUUUGUAGCAAAUUCUAUUUGUUUUUCGCCGCUUUGGGUUGUGGGGCUUACUUCCUAGCCCCAGUGGGAGUAGUGACUAGCGUUAUAGGUCGUUGGGCGGCCGGAAGGUUGCCACGAGUCAGUCUGUUUGGGAGACCGAAGGCAGUUCUCCGUGCACCGGACACGUAGCUUACCUUUUCAGUUGCGAGACGGAUGGGAAUGCAUGCUCCGAAAGAUAGGGUCGAGUCUGAUACAUCAACCGUCUACUCAAUAUCCUUGUACGAGUCCACAAUCACUACACGAGAUGAACCUUGGUUUGGUGAAUUGAAGUUGGCCCCACGGAGCGGUGUAAUAGGACUCCCAGUUACUGCGCGCGAUCGUAUACUGAGGUGCUCCCCGCCGGUUGUUGGAACGACGCGAGCCGGGCCUCGAUUCAGAAAGAUUCAGGGCCAAAAAGUCUCAAUAGGGGGUUACUAAUUCCCCAUCUCAUUGGGGGCGGAAAACGAAUCGACAUCUCGAUGUGAGACAGCCUUUGAAAUUGGAGUUGGGAAAGAACGGCGAAGUCCAUCCGAACCGUCCAAUGAAGAAUAAGAGGAGAACAAAGGGCCAAUGGCGCGCGAAGCGCAUGGCGGGAACGGACACGGAUCCAAAUCAGUGUGGAGAAGAACUCAUCUGGAGCUUGAUUUUCUCCCCCUGGGCCCAAAGCAGUGCAGUCUUUCCUGGCCAAAUCAAGGAUUUUUGGGGCUUCACGCAACUUCAUCAAUCCAUUUUUUGAGUCAGAUAUAUGAAUAUCAAGAUGGAUGAAUCUAGAUCUUUCUCUUUUGAUAUCUAAAAAAGAUUGAAUUCAACCUUUGAUUCAAAGAACUGCGCUUAGCCCCCCCGCUCAUGAAAGGGCUCCGCUGCAAUGGAUGACAGAGGGUCCGUAGUACCCAAAGCACUGGAGUGAUCCUGUAGCCGGGAAGGGGCCUAGAAGUGCCUACUACUACACCACACUAGACUUGGCUCUACACAUUUAGAAAGCUAAACCCUGCCCAGUCCCUGGCAGAGCUAAGGGGGCUUCAAUCCUUAUUCCUUAUCCCCAUCUUCGCCCAUGCUAACGGGGCCUUACGGGGAGAGUGGAGCCUCAAGAAGCACUGUUGAGAGGUCUCGACUGAAAGGAGAGAGAAGCUUGCUUUUUUUUUUAGUACUCUUCAUUCUCUACAGGGUUCCAAACCUUUCUUCAACAUAGGUGAGAACGAGCGAGGCAGAGAUGGAAGAGAUCGAAGACGGGAAUAAGAAGCAAGCUCGCCUUUUUUUGUCUUUUUCGUUAGGGCAGUCGAAAAGUGCCUUUUUCGUCUCGCAUUUCUCAUCAAACAAAGACGGAAAAAUCAUCAUAUUUCAAAGGUUCCUAACCCACCAAGCCCUUCCUUCGUAGAGCCGUGUAUUGUCAGUGAUCCGAACCUGCCCGGAGCGAGCCUCCCAUAGAGGCAAGUUCAGUUGGUGAGCCGUAUGAUGGGCAACUAUCUCCUGCGGUUCGGAGAGGACUCAGCUCUGAGUUAGUACCCCCUUGGUUUCGGGGUGGACCCUUUCACUCUAUUUUAUUAUAUACGCUUAGCGAAAAGAAUGUUUUUUGAUACACCUAGGACAUGGAUUCUAUAUGAACCAAUGGAUCGUGACAAGUCGUUACUACUAGCAAUGACUUCCUCUUUCAUUACUUCAUCCUUUCCAUAUCCCUCUCCCUUGUUCUCAGUUACUCAUCAAAUGGCACUCAGUUCAUAUCUUUAAGUUCGAUCAUUGACAAGGUUCAAAGAAAGGGUGGG